Molecule: messenger RNA, 1014 nt
Organism: Pseudonaja textilis
Lineage: Eukaryota; Metazoa; Chordata; Lepidosauria; Squamata; Elapidae
Gene: AURKAIP1
Product: aurora kinase A interacting protein 1
Cellular component (GO): mitochondrion
Source: RefSeq, a predicted model, not a curated record
AGUGUGCGUUGUAACGUUUUCCCGGCUUCAAGCUGAGGCCGGCCUCGACAUGCUGGUGUCUCGGCUGACGGCUUCCCUCGUGAGGACAUCGCGCUGUGCAGGGUGCUUUCUUUUGAGACCAUCUGUUGUCCUCCCACCUCCUAGAGCAACUGUUGUGGCAAGUUACAGCACACAUCCGUCAAGCAAAAAUGGAACCCGGCCUCAUCAGUGGUUUACAUUUGACCCUGAACUGGAAGAAAUGCUGGUGCCUCGCAAGAUGUCCAUCUCACCUCUGGAAAGCUGGCUGACAGUUCAGUAUUUCCUCCCUAAAAAUGGAGGCAUCAUAAACGUUCAUGAGAGGAACGCUCCCCGGCCGUUUCAACAGUACGAUCUCCCUGCUCCUUCCAGGGGCACCGAGGCAGAGGAAGAAGAAGAGGCAGAGCAAAAAGGGGAGAGGAACCUGCCCAGAAUGGAAUGCAGAAACAUUUUGAAGAUCCGGCGGAGGAAGAUGAAUAGGCACAAGUACAAGAAGCUGAUGAAACGUACAAAAUUUUUACGGAGAAAAGUCUUGGAAAGACGGAUGUGGCAGAAACAGAAAAAGUUUGAAUAUGAACUGAAAAGGAUGUGGAAAAAAGCCGGCUUAAAAAAAACCCCAGAGGGAUGGGUAACCCCGAAGAUUUAUCUCAGAAAUGUGAAAUCCUGAUAACUGCUUUGAGUAGAAAUGUCUUUAAUUAAAAACAUUAUUUAAAAGGCAAAAGUAAUUGUAAAAAUUCUGCCAUGAUUUUUAGAAAAGGUACAGAGGGAAAUACAGGAAUGGCUUGCCUUGUGCGUGCCAGUUCUUAAUUCUUUAUGCCAUCAGGAAAUACCAAGUAUCAAAUUAUUUUUCCUCAAACGCUUUGGGAAUGAGAGAAAAUAACUAGGUCUCUCCCAGACAAUAACCUGCAGUGACACCAUAAUAAUGCAAGAAAAAGAGUGUUUCAGUGCUUCUUAAAACUGAUUUUUCUGCUUCCAGCUGGUCUUUCUUGAAUUAAAACC